This is a messenger RNA of Pieris brassicae (large cabbage white), 1726 nucleotides long. RefSeq names its product WD repeat-containing protein 13-like. The transcript is spliced from 11 exons. Gene Ontology annotation, cellular component: nucleus. Lineage: Eukaryota; Metazoa; Arthropoda; Insecta; Lepidoptera; Pieridae. Bases 181 to 1476 code for a protein of 431 amino acids. Gene Ontology annotation, molecular function: protein binding; promoter-specific chromatin binding. The record is from RefSeq and is a predicted model, not a curated record.
UAUAGUCAGUUGUCAUUUGUUGCGGAUCCUUAUUAUUAUUAAACAAAAUACAAAUCUAAUGAUCCUUAUAUCAGAUGAAAUGUUUUUGUUUUCAAUUUUGUAAAAUUUAGAUAUAGUUAAUAAUACGAAGAAAGGGAUUUGUAUCUUAAUGUUCCGAUUUUAUUCAAAUAUUUGUAAGUAAUGGCAGCGGCAUUUCAACAACAAAUAUUUGCAUUGGAUGCUCGAUUUAACGCAUAUAGAGCUCCAGGAAAUCCUAAUUUCAAAACGCUUUACAUUCGCCGGAGAAGUCAGCUUUUAAGAGAAAACGCUAAGUUUAAGGAUAUUGAAACAAUUAAAAAGUAUAUUCUUAUUAGAAGCCAGCUGCUUCAACGCAGAUAUGGAGUGCAGGACAACAUAUCCAUAAGCUCAUCAUCAUCUCGGCAACGUUCCAGUAGUAAGGCAAGCUUAGCAAUAGAUGAAAGCAUUACUAUAAAUGCAAAGAAGAAGAACGAUCUGACUAUAUCAGAAAAUUAUGCUUUUUCUGGAGUUCACCAUAUAUUUGAUCAGCAUUCAGAGCAAGUCAGCAUUGUAAAGUUUGCAAACAAUGACCGCUCAAAGCUGUGUUGUGCUUCAAAUGAUGGUACUGUGUCAGUGUGUGAUGUCACUGCAUCUCCACCUAGAGUUGCCUUCAUACUGGAGGGACACUCCAAGGCUGUUACUGGAUGUGAUUGGUCGGCUUCAAAUGAUUUGCUGGUAACAUGUGGUGCAGAUGGGGUUUUAGUCCUUUGGGAUAUCCCUCGCCGUCGACAACUUCGGUCUGUAAGGGACCAACUACAAUCUCCAUUACUUUGCUGUGUGUUUCAGCCAGUUAAUAAUAACAUGGUGAUUGCAGGCAACGCCCGAGGCAUGGUAGAAGUUCUUAAUGUGUCUACUGGAAUAUAUCCUCGAGGUGGCAGCAGUAUUUUGGGCGGUCGAGUGACAUCAAUUGCGUGUGAGUCUAGUGGAAGGAUGUUUUGGGCAGCAAAUGAUAAGGGUGUGAUAGUUAGCUAUCUGAUGUCGGGCGCUGGUGGAUCUUUGAGCAAAUUGCGUCGAUGCUGCGUCGGAGGCGCCGUCUCUUGCUUAAGCUGGAGUCCUUGGCUUGCCAGACACCCCGCCUUGUUGGUCAGCGCAGCUAAUGAUUCGCUAUUAUUGUUUAGGAUAUCAGAUCGCGAAGGCAGUCUUUCGCUAAAGAAGCGAUACGACAUAGCGCACCGUUCUCAUGGCGUGCAAUCAACUUUCUGCCCAAUAAUGUCGUUUCGUCGCGGAGUUUGCGUCGUUUCGGGGGCGGAGGACGCCUGUGUCUAUUUCCUUGACAUCGAAGGACACGCCGAACAGCCCGUUGUUAAUAAAUUGCAAGGUCACGCGCACGCAGUUCUAGGUGUAAGUUUUAGUUAUGACGAAAGUUUGUUGGCGACUAGUGAUGUAUCGGGACUGGUCAUCAUCUGGCGACGGAGCUGACCGCCACACGAUAUGAUGCCUCUGAACUGUGAUUUUAUAUAUUUUUAACUCAUCUAUACAGUUUGUCGAUCGUGAAACUAGUUCUAAGAUUAUUGUAUAAAUAUUAUUUUUCUUUUGUUGAUCGACAUUUUGUAAGUUUUAGAUAACUUCUUAUGUUUUGAGUGAUAGUUCCAUUUUUUUUGAAUUAUUCUAAAAUGACAAUCUGCCCUACUUACUGUAAUUAAAGUGAUUAAACUGAAAAUAUAUAUUA